AUGGCAGACCACACGAGUGAGAUUGAGACUUAUGGCAGCAACGAUGACUUCUGGAUCUUUGGAUACGGUGAAGAUCACCGGGGAACGCCCGAGGCUCCAGGACGUGUUGUCACUUUGAUCGAUAAAGCGCAUUGGGAGACUCUGACAGACACUCAUGAAUCCACCGGGCGCGUGUGGGGCGCUGCAUACCAUAUUCCCGCCUCUCAUGUAAAAGAGGUGCGCGAGUACCUCGACAUCCGCGAGAUAAAUGGGUAUUCCAUUCAGUUCACGCCAUUCCAUCCUGCUAUUAGUACAGCCGAAGUCACGUCCCCACCUCACGACUCGGAGCCGAGUGAAUCCGAAAGAGGCAUGUGGGCGGGCAUCCGAGCUACCAACUCAAUAAGCGUGACUGAGGAGGCGGGAAGUAUCAAGUGCCUGGUGUACAUUGGGUUACCAGAGAAUCCGCAAUUCUUGGGCGCGCAGGAUCCUGAUGCUUUGGCGAGAAAGAUAUUGGAAAGCAAAGGACCAAGUGGCGAGAACAAGGAGUACCUUUACAAUCUGGAGAUUGCGUUGCUUGGAUUAAGCCACAACAGUGGAGACGCCCACGUGAGCGAUUUGGUACGACGAUGCAAACAAUUGGAGCAGGAAGCUGGAGUCGGAAAGGAGGAAGGCAACAGUAGUAGUCAAGGGUUGUACAGGGUAGGAAGCACGGAGGAACAAGAGGAGGUUGAAAAGUAG
Messenger RNA from Alternaria alternata, 717 nucleotides. RefSeq names its product ChaC-domain-containing protein. The transcript is spliced from 4 exons. The coding region runs from base 1 to 717 and encodes 238 amino acids. The record is from RefSeq and is a predicted model, not a curated record. Gene Ontology annotation, molecular function: glutathione specific gamma-glutamylcyclotransferase activity; gamma-glutamylcyclotransferase activity. Gene Ontology annotation, cellular component: cytoplasm. Gene Ontology annotation, biological process: glutathione catabolic process. Lineage: Eukaryota; Fungi; Ascomycota; Dothideomycetes; Pleosporales; Pleosporaceae.